UUAACCAGUCAUGUAUCUAAACGAAUCACAGUGAAGGGUUAAUAGGAUAAUUUCACAUACAAUACGAUAUUUCCUUCUCUUCUCAAGUAACGACGAGUAAAGCAAGUGACAGGCGAUGAAGGGACUAUAUCUAAUCGCCAUCGCCUUCCUGGUCCAGACGGUGAUCGCCGUAAAUGAGAUAAAUGAGACCAUUACUGUGGCUGCAGAUGCAUGUCCGGCGAAGGACACUUGCCCGCCGAAAUUGAUAGUUGCAACGGAUUGCGCUCAAUAUUACGAAUGCAGCAAGGGCAAAAAAGUCUUGAAAGAUUGUGAGGACGGCUUAUACUUUAGUAAAAAAUGGCAAGGCUGCGUUGAACCCGAGGAAUCGGAAUGCGACGAUGAUAAUGAUAGUGGUAGUGAUGGUGAUGGUGACGACGACGACGAAUGCGAUGAUGAGGCCUUAUAUCCGCACGAGUGCCAAUGCAAUAAAUUCUACGAAUGCAAAAAUAAUAAAAGGGUCCUGCGCGAGUGCAAGUCAGGACAGCAUUUUGACGAAGACAAGGAACGUUGUGUUCCAGGAGACUGCGACGGAUCGGGAAGUUCAGAAUCCGAGUGCGAAGAUGACGGCGAUUAUCUCCCUCACGAAUGCCAAUGCAAUAAGUACUACGAAUGCAAGAACAGUAAGAAGGCCUUGCGCGAAUGUAAGAAAGGGUAUUACUUUGAUACAAAAUCGUUGAAAUGCAAGAAAGGUUCUUGUCCGGAAGCGGAGGCAACUUGUACUAAAGGAAAGAAGAAGAGCCACGAAUGUCUCUGCGAGAAAUACUACACAUGCACAAAUAAGGAGUGGGUCGUUGAGGUAUGUAAGAAAAAUCAACAUUUCAGCCCUACACUUCUGAAAUGUACGACUAAAAAAGCUGCUCGUUGCGAAGAGAAAACAACAACAGAGGAACCAACAACAACGCCAAAAUCAGAAGAACCUGGCGUCUGUCCAAAAGAUGUUCCUACAAGAUGGCCUCACGAGUGCGACUGCAGAUUGUAUUAUGAAUGUAAAAAGAAAGAGAUGAUAUUACAGAGUUGUGCUUGGGGAAGAUAUUUCGAUCAUAUAAAUCAAGUAUGCGAAAAAGCGUCAAAAGUUAGUAGCAAAUGUAAAAACAGUUGGGACGAUUGGGUAUAAAUAACCAUCAAUUUCGAAGAGUAAGAAGAAAAGCUGAAAAUAUAACGAGUACGAAGAGCAAAUAGCAAUGCUUGUUAGAAAUAUAUUACUAUUGUAAUUGUAGGAGUAGAUUAUUUUGCUAUAAGAUAU
This is a messenger RNA of Nylanderia fulva, 1282 nucleotides long. Its product is annotated as peritrophin-48-like. Gene Ontology annotation, cellular component: extracellular region. The record is from RefSeq and is a predicted model, not a curated record. Lineage: Eukaryota; Metazoa; Arthropoda; Insecta; Hymenoptera; Formicidae. Gene Ontology annotation, molecular function: chitin binding.